AGCAAAGCAACCUCAAGCUACAAUGGGAAGCUGUCGUCGGGCCUCCUGAAGCGGCGUUCCUUUCGGUUUGUCCUCUUGUACCGGUAUCUCGCCACUUGGAGCUUUCUUCUGAGUCCCCGAUGCCGCGCUUAUAAAACAACAGUGCGUACAGGACAUCACUGGAUCAAUUCUUUUCUCUGCUCGAGUUCCGGAAGCAGGGUCAUGCUGCUGCUCACGCUUGGUCUGUUUCUCGGCUUCAUGGUGCUGCUUUCUUUCUGCUCGAGCAAGGUAGAGUUUUCUAGCACGAGUUUCCUCGUCGACGGGCCGGAUGAUACUCCGAAGAGUUCGGGUCCACCAUUCAGUCUCAUAGAUGUAACGGCAGUCCAUUACCAUGGAGGCAGACUGCUCGUGGAACCUAUAGUGGUCUAUCUCAUCUGGCUUGGUCCGUGGGAGGACAAGUCCAAGGAAGCUCUUCGAAAUGCGGUUCGCUCGCUCUCGGUUGAAAGUGGUGAUGGACUGCCGGAUCUUUUCAACUGGUGGAAGGUUGCUACGCAGUACACAGAUGGGAACGGUCAGCCAGUUUCCAGUAAUGUGUCGCUUGGCACGGUGGAGUGCUCGAGUUCUACGGCGUCAAACUUAAGCAGAGAAGCUCUCACUUCACUUAUGCUCCAGGCUUUCAACGUCUCUUCUUCGCCGUCUGAAACGCCUCCGUUGUGCAGUUCAGUGCUCCCUCAAGAUGAGACCGCGGUGUACCAUCUUCUCUUUAGCGAGAAGGUGUCCUUUUCAGAAGACUUCCACACAUCUCUUUGCAGCAGGCGGUUUAGACUUUUCAAGGCUGAAGAAGUUGGUCCCGAGUUAAGCCUGGCAUGGUCCCGGGAGCCAGGGGGGGCGGAAUACUGCAACCUCUGGAGUUAUUAUCACGAGUUUCUUUCACCACCAAAUGCGAAGGAUAAAGGCCAGUUGGAUUCCCUGAUCAGCUCUGUGCUCGCACAAACUGUGUCCAUGGCAACAAACACUGACUUCGAUGGCUGGCACAGCAAUCUAUCUUCCACAGUCACGACCUUGUGUCCGUCUCCGACCGGUUUAUCAAUUUCUGCAAAGCCGGUGAUUGACGACGGGAAAAUCAGCUGGAACUUAAGCGGGAUAAAUGGCUACCGGUACAUGGUACAACAGAUUUGGAGCGACAAGACGAAACUCUGUGCACUUCACUCAUACGAACAUUGCAAGGGAUUGCGCGAGAGAAAUGACUAUCAUGGGAUUAUAAGUGAAGGGCUGAUUGUCAACCACAGUGUGGGACUCCAACCUUACAGCCACGGCUUGCAUUGCGAAUGGCGAGUCAGCAUGCCAGGGGCUGCUGUGGUACGCGUCAAGAUAAACUACAUGGCCAUUGUGAAAAACGUCGACUAUGUCUACUUGCACUCGUGCUUUGCGCCAGUAUAUAUCUACCGUUUGGAUGCAUGCUUGGAGAAAAUGUAUAGCGGGCUUGGCUCACCUCACCAGCUGGAACUCUACACUUCGGAGUUUCUUCUCGAGUUCAAAACUGGAAACAACCCAACCUUGACCGAGAUGGGCUGGGACAUCGCGUAUCAAGCUGGAUUUUGCUUCGGCACAACAAGAGUGACAGAAAAAAGUGGUGUUUUAACUGAUGGAACUCCCGAGAACGCGACUUAUCUCGAACAGCAUACUUGCGCUUGGUUUCUUGACGGCCCAAACGUGGAACUCGACUUCGUCCGUUUCGAUACAGUUCAAAACCAAGACGAGCUUCUGGUUUACAGAGGUGACAAGUCUGACGUAGCGAACAUAGUGAGAGUCUACACCGGAAGAUACUCUUCGCUGCCUCGAGAAACUUUUCCUGGUCCAGUGCUGCUCGAGUUUCGAACUAAAACUGGGAAUGGACGGGGCUGGGCUCUGAAGUACACGAUAAAGCCUGCUGGUGGACUCUCGCCACCGGAAGAUCCAGCAGUGAUCAUAGCAGCCGUGUGUGGAGGACUGGGAGGCAUGCUCGUUGCAGGAUUGAUCGUUCUUACGUAUAUGCGGCGUGUGCUCUUGCUCUUCGACGACAACGAUCGUGAGAUGGAACGUCCAUUGUUGCUGCCAAAGAACAUUAAAGUCUUCUCUCCACAAGUUUUGCGAGAAGCCACCGACAAGUUUAGCUCCAGCAACUUGAUAUCCAGGGGACGCAGAGCGUGUGUUUACAGAGCUAAACUACCUGAUGAACAGCAAGUAGUGGUGAAGAAGACGAAACUGGCACGCGACGAGCUCCUGGUGAUCUCCAGCGCCAGCCAUUUCAACAUCGUUGGCGUCACGGGCUACUGCUUCAAUCGCAAGGAAAACUUCCUCGUUCUCGAAUAUGUCCCAAACGGUUCACUAGCGGAUCAUCUCUUCUCUAACGCUAGCACACUGGCUUGGAGCUCGAGACUGAGAAUCGCGGUACAGGUUUCCAGCGCUCUCGAGUUCCUCCAUUCAUACGUGGAGCCGAGCAUCACCCACGGCCACGUGAGCUCAGACAACAUUCUCUUGGACAAGUCCUGGAACGCAAAGCUUGCCGGCUUUGGAAGCUCGCGGAGGAGCUGUGUGAAGAGGGUAGGCUCUCACAACUUCGGCCUCAAGGCGGAGGAAGUUUACAGAUUCGGAGGCUUGGUGAUGGAGCUAGUCACAGGGGACAGAUCGAGCAGCAAGGCAAGACGGGCAUGCGAGGUGAUUGAAUCUGGAAAGGAGGAAAUGUUGGGCCUUGUUCUUGACAGGAGGUGUGGUAGCAACGACGUCACGGACAAGAGAGCAGUGCUAAAGCUGGCAGAAGUUGGAGCGUGGUGCAUGACAAAGGAGGCCAAGGAGAGGCCAACAAUGGUGGAAGUGGCAUCGGCAUUGAGACAGGUUCUUGCGAUCUCCAUGCGCUCCAGACGCUAGCUAUGGUGACACGCAGUUU
Molecule: messenger RNA, 2905 nt
Organism: Selaginella moellendorffii
Lineage: Eukaryota; Viridiplantae; Streptophyta; Lycopodiopsida; Selaginellales; Selaginellaceae
Exons: 3
Coding region: 202-2886 (894 amino acids)
Biological process (GO): protein phosphorylation
Cellular component (GO): plasma membrane
Molecular function (GO): protein kinase activity; ATP binding
Source: RefSeq, a predicted model, not a curated record